AUGUUGCAUCCGUAUACUAUCUCGUGGUCCAAUGUUCUAGAUUAUUUCUUACCCGACGAUUUCCACGACCUCGCACGUCGAUGUUCGAUGUAUGGCGACUGCAUGCACUAUGGCUACAGUAUGAACUGGCCUACCCAAGUGUACGGUGCUUCGAUUAUCGACUACGAUCCGAAAUACUGCAAGCAAGUAAUCGACACUACGCUGGACACUGCUCUGUGUUUCUCGACCAGUUCAGGACCAUCAGCUGUCCCAUCGUCGAUGGAAUUAUUCAAGAUGAUGGGGUUAGAUAAAUUGGUGACUCUGCCCUUCCGUGAACACCCGCUCAAUGCUACAGGUUAUGUUCUCGCUCACGUGUACAAGCAGCACUGGAUCGAUCAUUACAUGAAGACUGGAGAGCUGACGGGGAUGGCAGCAUUUCGACUGGGAGCGUCGUGUACACCUUCGAACAGUGGACUGCAGAUGGGUACAAUGGAUCUGAGUAUGCCCAGUCCUCUGUAUCGAACGUCGCUGACUCUCUACAUGAGUUGGUGCUACGAUCCGGAGCUACGCCUGCAAGGAGCAAACAAUCCACUGGAGCUAGGAGCUGCGACUGACAAGGACAUGAUGGCUGAUAUGCUGAAGUAUCUGACUGUGGAGGAGAGACAGAAGUUCUGGAAAGACAUGGGAGCUGGUUCCACCAAGUGAAAACACAACGAUUUGUGAUGCUAGAAGUUGAAUGUGUUUCUGUAGUAAAGAUUUUUUAUGUAGAUGAGGUAUAUCUACCUACAGGCAUCUGCAUGAUACUCCUUCCCUUGUUAGGUUAACGAUUUGGACCUGAAAAAAAUCGUAUUCAAAAAGUACGGU
Phytophthora nicotianae INRA-310 is the source of this 843-nucleotide messenger RNA. RefSeq lists its product as hypothetical. NCBI's taxonomy places the organism in Eukaryota, Oomycota, Peronosporomycetes, Peronosporales, Peronosporaceae. Bases 1 to 684 code for a protein of 227 amino acids. The record is from RefSeq and is a predicted model, not a curated record. The transcript has a single exon.